This is a messenger RNA of Scleropages formosus (Asian bonytongue), 978 nucleotides long. RefSeq names its product olfactory receptor 2AT4-like. The record is from RefSeq and is a predicted model, not a curated record. The transcript has a single exon. Gene Ontology annotation, molecular function: G protein-coupled receptor activity; olfactory receptor activity. Gene Ontology annotation, cellular component: membrane. Lineage: Eukaryota; Metazoa; Chordata; Actinopteri; Osteoglossiformes; Osteoglossidae. Gene Ontology annotation, biological process: G protein-coupled receptor signaling pathway. The coding region runs from base 1 to 978 and encodes 325 amino acids.
AUGUCUGCUACAAAUCAAACCUCUGUGAAAGAGUUUUUCAUUGUGGGCUUUCCUGGACUUCAUCCUAUGUAUUUUGGGCUUACUUCUGUUCUUUUAUUUUUUGUCUACAUGUUCACUUUAGUGGGAAAUGGAAUAUUUCUCAUCCUGUUUAUAACAGACCGCAGUCUCCACAAACCCAUGUAUGUUAUCAUUUUGAACCUGGUUGUGUCUGAUGUGCUGUUCAGCACCACCACUUUACCAAAGAUUAUUGCCAGGUACUGGUUUCAGGCAGGAGCCAUUUCAUUCACUGCUUGCUUUGUCCAAAUGUACUUUGUGCACUAUUUUGGAACAGUAAACUCAUACAUAUUAUUAAUAAUGGCAUUAGACAGAUAUGUUGCAAUUUGUUACCCUUUGAGAUAUCCUACAAUAAUGACAAAUUCCAUUAUUUUACUGACUAGCAUAAUUUCAUGGGUAGUGGCAAAGGCUUGUCCACUGAUGAUGGUAAUAAGAGCAUACCCCCUGCCAUACUGCGCUUCCAACACCAUCAUUCAGUGUUACUGUGAUCACAUUUCAAUCACAACACUGGCAUGUACUGACCGGACCCCUUAUGCUUUCCCAGCUUUCGUUUUUGCUAUGGUUGUGUUACUGGUACCUCUUGCUUUUAUUGUAUCCUCUUACUGUGCCACCAUUGUAGCAGUAUUUCGAAUUGCAAGUACCCAAGGGCGCCUCAAAACCCUUUCCACAUGCACUCCUCAGCUAAUCAUAAUAGCUCUCUACUUCUUUCCACGGUGUUUCGUGUAUCUUGCAAGCAAUGUGGGAAUAACAUUCAGUACAGAUUUACGGAUCGCCAUCAUCAUGUUAUACAGUCUGCUCCCUCCAAUGGUCAAUCCACUCAUUUACUGCUUAAGGACUAAAGAAGUGAAACAGACUUUGAUGAAAACAUUCACUAAACAACAGGUUGAUAUACAGAAAAUAAAUAUAUCUGCUCUUUCUAAGUAA